GUCUUCCCAUGGGGAGGACAAAAUGGUCGGUGUGUGGUUUGGUUUAGACCUGGUCACCAAUGGGACCGCCCCGGGGCGCCUGCAAAGUUAUGAAUUAGAGUUAGGUGAGUUUCACGUCCGCGGCACAGCAACAACAACAUUGCCAAACAUGGGACAGCUGGCAAGGGAAAGCUGUGUGUCAAAACUUUCUCACAUCUAACCAGGCUUUACAGAUCUGCGGAGGGGAGGGGAAUCGACCCCGCGACAUUUGCCUGCCUUCUUAUCAGCUGUUCGAAUCGCGCCACCGCCGCCUCGCGUGGAAGGGUUAUUUUCUUCUUCCUCUCUCUCUUCCUCACGCAAAUGUUGAUAUCCGCCUCUUUGUCAGUCCAUGAUAGAUGCUCGUGUUUUUCCGAGGAGUAGCUCAAAUGAUGGCCACACUGCUCAUUCCCCACGGUGUGUUUUAUUUGUGGUUUGUGAUAUCCUUCAUGUGUGUAAAGGAAUUUGAGCUGGGGACUGUGGUUGGCAUACCUAUUAGCUCUCCUCCUGUUAGUGUCUAUGCAACUGCACCUUCAGAUAUACCAAGUGACCUCUUUGGUCCCAUACAAAUUUCACCUACUGUUGUCCCCCGUGAAAUGCCGCCAGCGAUGCCGAUGCCACCUAUGUAUCCAUACUUUCCUACUGCACCCAACCCUGUGCUAACAGGAAAAUGUCCAGUGAAUAUUUCUGCAUUCACACAAACUGUGGAUCUGACAGCAGCUGACUGUUCUGCACCUCUUGCUACAUACCUGGGGAAUGUCAUUUGCUGUCCACAGGUUCAUAGUAUGCUCAGAAUAUUUCAGGGAAAGCAAAGUUUGGCUAGUGGUUCGUUGGUGCUAAACAUAACAAUUGCAAAGUAUUGUUUAAAAGAUAUUGUCAGUGUCUUAACCAGCAGUGGAGCAAACAAUACAAUUUCAACCCUUUGCUCUGUUAAGCCUUCUAAUCUCACUGGAGGUUCUUGUCCAGUAAAAGAUGUGAUAAAUUUUGAGCAAAUAGUGAAUACAAGUAAAUUGUUAGAUGCAUGCAGAUCUGUUGAUCCUUUGAAAGAGUGUUGCAGGCCAGUUUGUGAGCCUGCUAUUGUUGAGGCUGCAGUCCAUUUAGCCUCAAGAGACUGGAGUUCAUUGGCAAAAAAUGCUGCAUUAGCAUCCCCAGCAGAGCAAGUUACUUUAAAUGACUGCAAAGGCGUGGUUUUUUCUUGGCUUUCAAGGCGCCUUGACCCGGAUACAGCAAAUAAUGCAUUUCGAAUUUUGUUCAGUUGCAAGGUUAACAAAGUCUGUCCUUUGUCUUUUGAAGAUACAUCAGCAGUAGUUGAAGCUUGCAGUGGUCCAUUUCCUUCUAAUUCUUCGUGCUGUAGUACUGUGAAUAACUACAUUUUGACAAUGCAAAAGCAAAUGCUAAUUACAAACAAGCAAGCCCUGAACUGUGCUACAGUAUUUGGAUCCAUGCUACAGAAAAAGGGGGUUGUUACAGAUAUUUAUGAAUUGUGUGAUGUUGACUUAAAAGAUUUCAGCCUUCAAGCAACUGGGCAGGAAGGUUGCCUACUCCGAAGUUUACCAACAGAUGUUGUAGUUGACAGUUCUUCUGGGGUUAGUUUUACAUGUGACUUGAGUGAUAACAUUGCUGCUCCCUGGCCUUCAUCUUCUACUUUGUCAUCUUUGUCUACUUGUGCUGCAGCAGCUUCAUUGCCGGCAUUGCCAACUUCUGAAACCUCAGGUUAUAUGGGUGAUUGCGGCAUUGCUGUUGAAUCCUACCUUAUGAGUUCGCUCUGCAUCCUUUUCAUCAUAUUCUUGUAGAAAGGUGUCGCUGGAAAUGUAAUAUUAAUCAUUUUUACAUCUAUAUGGAUACACAAGCUAGGUAGAAACUGGUAGUUGUCCCUUCACGGGCUUACUUGUAAAUGGAAUUGAGUAUAGGUUAGGUAUUAGUUUAUUGUCUUACAGGCAUCUGUUCUGCCUUAGUUAAGAGGUUUUGACCCAUUAUCCUCUAAGUGUAUUUUACUGUGUACACAUUGUCUUAGCACUGUUAUUGGUGCUGCAGCCAAAGUUAUAUUUCUUGUACAGUGAGCUCCUUUUGAAAUACCAUCUUGUUUGGAAGUUUA
Molecule: messenger RNA, 2110 nt
Organism: Cryptomeria japonica (Japanese cedar)
Lineage: Eukaryota; Viridiplantae; Streptophyta; Pinopsida; Cupressales; Cupressaceae
Exons: 8
Coding region: 375-1808 (477 amino acids)
Cellular component (GO): plasma membrane
Source: RefSeq, a predicted model, not a curated record